GCUAGCUAGCUACAUGUAGUACAUAUGGAGCAGUGUUGCCAUGCAUGUAUGUCUUGCCUGCGUUACUGGUACCGUACCGGUACCAGGUACCGUACAGUACGGUACAGUCGUACCGUGGAACCUGUCAGGACGAAAGGAGCAUUCAGGUAGCCCUGCAGGCUUGAGCAUCCAAAACACGGUGGCAGGAUAUCGGAUACCGUAAAAGACGCCAUAAACCGAUCUCUUGAUUCAAUCCAGGAUACCAUCGUCCUUUCUAACCUCCCAGGCUGCGUUACUGAUAGGCUCGAACCUAUAGUUGGUUGUCUUUUGUGAGCGAAUCGAAUCUGUUAGCGAAAAAUGGCCGAAACCAAGGCUGAGCCGGCCACGGAGGAAACUGCUGAAGUUGGUCUCAAGAAACCAUUGGAAAUUGGAGACCACUGUAAUGUUCGAUGGCGAGACGGGGAACAGGUGCUAAUGGCAAGGGUCGUGGAGCGACGCCCUCUACUAGAGGGAAGCCGAAAGCGGCGAAAGGGCAGUGCCGCAACUGCCACGGCUGUUGACAUUGAAACGUUAAAGCCAGAAGAAGUUGAAUACUAUGUGCAUUACACCGAACACGAUCGGCGCUUGGACGAGUGGAUUAAGUUGGACAAGUUUCUGCUCGAAACACUCCAGAGAGCAGAAGACAUGAUGAAAAAGAGGACUUCCAACGAGGAUGAAAACAACAAACCACGGCCCAGUAGAAGGCGCAGUACUUCACAGACGACAAAUAAAUCCGGUGACGGAGCCUCCCUUUCUUUGACUGGCGGCAACUGGCCGGUUGGACACAGCGGGGAUCCUUCUCUCAAACAAUUGGAAGAAGAACACGAGGAGGCCACCAAAGUGAAAAAUAUUGCUAGCAUUGUCAUGGGCGCCUGGGAGGUCGAAGCUUGGUACUACAGUCCUUAUCCUGAGGAAUAUUCACAGGAAUCCACGGUCUUGUACGUGUGCGAGUAUUGCUUAAAGUACAUGCGGAAAGCCAAGACCCUCAAGAAACAUAAAGCGGAAUGCACAUGGAGGAGGCCUCCCGGCACUGAAAUUUACAGGGAAGACAAACUCAGUGUCUUUGAGGUCGACGGAAAGGAGAAUCGUGUCUAUUGUCAGAACCUUUGUUUGCUGGCAAAGCUAUUUUUGGACCACAAGACUCUCUACUAUGAUGUAGAACCAUUCCUCUUUUACAUCAUUACAUCCGUGGACGAUAAAGGAGCACACAUUGUUGGAUACUUCUCCAAAGAAAAGGUUUCGGCUGAAGAGUAUAACUUGGCGUGUAUCCUUACUUUCCCGCAGUAUCAGAGUCAAGGAUUUGGCAAAUUCAUCAUUUCUCUAUCCUACGAAUUGUCCAAGCGGGAAAUGAAACAAGGAUCCCCCGAAAAGCCUCUCUCGGACCUUGGAAAGAUUUCCUACCGCAGUUAUUGGAAGCACAUCUUAUUGCACCUCCUUGGCGAUCACGACACUUCAAAAGACCUGUCGGUCAAGGAAAUUUCGGUGCAAACUGGAAUCAAAACAGAAGAUAUCAUUUCCACGUUGCAAUCCUUGGAUAUGAUCAAGGUCUGGAAGGGACAACACGUCGUGUAUGUCAAACAAGAUACCAUCAACGCAUACUUGAAACAGAAAAAAAAAUUACGAUUGUGUAAACCAGAGUGUCUCAGUUGGCAACCGCCUCCAGAGAAGGACAAGAAAGUGACGAAGUGAUGCUCUUUACGGCUCGCGAGCAGCAGAAAUUCGAAUGUAGAAUUUGGAGAGAUGUAGGAUUUGAAGAGGAGAAUAUUGAAUUACUAUACUAGUAGCUCGAAAACUAUUCAGACUUUUGGGGCUGGUAAAUAUCCUAUCGUGUCAACUAGUAGCUUGCGCACAGCGCCCU
Messenger RNA from Seminavis robusta, 1876 nucleotides. The record is from the annotation of a GenBank genome assembly. Lineage: Eukaryota; Bacillariophyta; Bacillariophyceae; Naviculales; Naviculaceae.